UGAGUCCAGAUAGUGAUCCCACAGCCUGAUUCUUUUGUUAAAAGUUGUCCACUGCAAUCUUAAGAGUCAAAAUGAGAAUAAAACAGACAAGUGUGUAUCAGCAAACUCAAGCUCUUCUGUGUAAGAAUUUUCUUAAGAAAUGGAGGAUGAAAAGAGAGAGUGCAUUGGAAUGGGGCCUCCCAAUACUGCUAGGACUGUAUGUGGGUCUGCUUUCAGAAGUCAAAGAAAAUAACCAAUUACCUGAAAUACCUCCUCAAGAUCUGGGAAGGGUAGACAAAUUUAAUGUCUCUUCUAUAAUGAUUGUGUAUACUCCAGUCUCUAAUAUAACUCAGCAGAUAAUGAAUACAACAGCAUUUGCUCCCUUAAUGAAAGGAACAAGAAUCAUUGGGGUACCAAAUGAAAAAGACAUGGAUGACGUAAUUUUCCAGAAUUUCCCACAUGCAGUGGGAAUCACCUUUAGUGACACUUUCUCUUACAAGUUAAAAUUUUUUCAAGGAUAUGCUGUUCCAUUUUUGAGAGAUGAUUUAACAGGUCAUUGUUGGGAAAUAUAUGGUGAAUAUUCAUGUGUAUUGUCCAAAUACUGGGAAAGAGGAUUUGUGACUUUGCAGACUAUCAUUAAUGCUGCUAUUAUAGAAGUCACAACAAAUCACUCUGUGAUAGAUGAGUUGAUGUCAGUCACUGCUAUAAAUAUGAAGACAUUACCUUUUAUUUCUAAAGACAUUUUUCAAAGUGAGAUGUUCAUUUUAUACUGUUUGCUUUAUUUUUCCCCAUUUAUAUAUUUUGUAUCACACAAUGUUACAAAAGAGAGGAAAAAGAGUAAGGAACUGAUGAAAAUGAUGGGUCUACAUGAUUCAGCUUUCUGGUUGUCCUGGGGUUUAAUGUAUACUGCAUUCAUCUUGGUCCUUUCCAUAGUCAUUACAAUUAUCAUAACAUCCACCCAAGUUAUACUCAUGACUGGCUUUAUGGUCAUAUUUACACUCUUAUUCUUAUAUGGCUUGUCUUUGGUAAGUUCAUAUGUUUAUUCACACUGUCUCCCUUUGAGUUCUUAG
Molecule: messenger RNA, 1049 nt
Organism: Marmota flaviventris (yellow-bellied marmot)
Lineage: Eukaryota; Metazoa; Chordata; Mammalia; Rodentia; Sciuridae
Source: RefSeq, a predicted model, not a curated record